AUAAUAGAAAUAAUAAAAAGAAGACAAUGAGUAAAGGUUGGAUUUCCUGAAAUAGAAGUUUCAGCUGUUACAUAGUAUAAGUGCAUUCAACCAUGUGGAUACAACCCAAAAAUUGCAAGAACUGGUUGAAAACCUGCACUGACUCCUGGGUGAGUAAUGGACACAUGGUCCUGAUGUUGAGCAGAAUUAACUUGCAGGAGUGGGCUGUCAUAGCAGUGUUGGUGGGAAAGGAGUGUUGGUCAGCUAGUGUCACAUCCAGGUUAUCUGCAGUUGAGGCUAGGAACACCACAGAGUUUUCAGUAGGAAUGGAGAAGUCCUGACCUGAUAUGCCUUAUCUGGAAGAAAGGAAAAGCUCGGCCUUAUUGAAGUUGAGUUUCUGGUGGUGUGCAUUCUCUCCAUAACUUAUAAAUCAUGAUGAUUAAAAUACCUAUGUUGUUGCAUCAAUUAACAUAUUGUUCUUUCAUUAAAGGUCCAGUGUGUAACAUUAAGGAGGAUUGAUUAGCAGAAAUGGAAUAUAAUUUUCAUAGAUAUGUUUUUUAAUGCAUUUAUAACCUGAAAAUGUGUUUUUGUUGUCUCAUAAUGAGUCAUUUUUAUCUACAGAGGUCCUCUUCUAUGGAAACUGCCAUGUUGAACCACCAUGUUUCUACAGUAGCCCGGAACGGAAAAACUAAACACUGACUCUAGAUAAGACCUUCACGUUUUUUGUGACCUCUCAUUUUUUCUACACUGGUCCUUUAAAUCAUGAAUGCUGUAUUGUUCAUUCUUGUACAUUCCUGAAGUAGUCCAUGAAUUAAUUCAUUAUUCUUCAAGCAUGAAGACAUGUAUUAACCAAACUGGUUAUAUCAAAUUAAAAAAAGAGUCACCCCACAACCUACCUUGAAGUCAAUCAUCACCUUUCACCGUCAUCUUUUUUUCUUUAAAGUGCAGUGAUGUGUGAAUUUGAGAUUUCCAGCUCACAUUGGCUGAUUGAUGUUUCUCUUACGCUAGAAAAGCUAUAAAGGUCAGCUCCCAGGUCAGAAUUACCUCAGUGAAGGAGAGGGUGGCUCAUGAUGGGUUGGAUCACUAUUAUCUUAUUCACUCUGCUGGCAAUGUCAAAGUCAGAAAACCAAACGUGCAAAGUGAUCGGGCAAACAGGGUUUAGGGAAUUUUCAAAAGAAGGUGAUCUUAUUAUAGGAGGAGUAUUCUCUUUGAGUCGUACACGGAUACUGAUAGAUAAUGGUUACCAGGCAUUUCCAUAUUCAUACUGCAAAAUGUGGAAUGACAGGGAAUUGAAGUUUGCCCGGACAGUGAUUUUUACUGUGGAUGAGAUCAACAGAGAUACUAAGCUCCUUCCCGGAGCGAGUCUGGGCUAUAGGCUGUACAAUGGCUGUGGGGAAGAAAAUGUCAUACGAGCAGCCGUAGAAGCUAUAAAUGGAGAGGAUUCAAAGGGCUGCAGUGGUCAGGUCCAGGCUCUUUUAGGCCAUUCAUCUUCUGGUCUGAGUAAAGAUAUAAACAUCAUACUAAGCCCACUAUCCAUUCCACAGGUUAGCCAUUUUUCAACCUGUGCUUGUUUGAGUGACAAAAGACUAUAUCCCACGUUCUUCAGAACUGUGCCAAGUGACUACUUCCAAAUCCUCGGUCUGGUGCAGCUUAUGAAAUUCUUUGACUGGCGCUGGGUGGGGAUUAUUUACUCUGAAGAACUGUACUCAGAGGAAGGAACAGCUGAAUUCACUAAGGAAGCAAUGAAAGAGGGCAUCUGUAUUGAAUACAAAUUAUCUUUUUCUGAGACAUCUCAAAUGCUCUCAAAAUUUGAUGCUAUUGUAGAGACAAUAAGGGAAUCCUCGUCAAAGGUGGUCCUGUUGUUUACGUCUUUGUCUUACAUUAAAUCAUUCCUGUCAGAUAUGGAGAAUUAUAAUAUAACUGGAAAGCAGUGGGUUGGCAGUGAGUCUUGGAUCACACAAUCAGACCUGGCUUCUGUUGAGAGAAAGGGCAUUUUACAGGGGGCAAUGGGAUUUGCUCUUCCUCAGGCAUCCAUACCAGGUCUUGGUGAAUUCUUACUCAGUUUGAAACCUUCCGAUGAACCACAGAGUGAAAUAGUUAAAGCUAUCUGGGAGAAGUUCUUUGACUGCAGCUUCUCUCCAUCAAAUACCUCUGCUAUGUGCACUGGCACAGAGGAUCUCACGACAGUCUCUAGUGACUACACAGAUGUGACACAUUUCAGGGCUGAGAAUAAUGUGUACAAAGCUGUGUACUUGGUGGCAUAUGCCCUUCAUGCACUAUUGCAAUGUAAAAAUGGCUCAAAUCCCACCACUGGAAAGCCCUGUGUGAACAAGAAUGAAGUUCAGCCUAAGUUAGUGUUGGAACAUAUAAAGUAUGUGAACUUCACAACACAGAAUGGCGCCAAGGUUUUCUUUGAUGAAAAUGGAGACUCAGUGGCCCAGUAUGACUUAGUUAACUGGCAGAUGAAAGAAGAUGGCUCUGUUCAGAUUGUAAAUAUCGGUCAAUAUGAUACCUCUUUUCCAGAGGGGAAAAAAUUCAAACUAAAAGACAACACCAACAUAGUUUGGGGAGGAAACAGUAAUAAGGUGCCAAGGUCUGUCUGCAGAGAACCUUGUUCACCGGGGACUCGUAAGGCCAUUAACAAGUUAAAGCCUGUGUGCUGUUUUGACUGCAUUAAGUGCCCUGAGGGGACAAUAAGUAAUCAGACAAAUUCUCCAGACUGUUGGAUCUGUCCACCUGAAUUCUGGCCAAAUGAAAAGAAAGAUCAGUGUCUUCCAAAACCUGUUGAAUACCUUUCCUACAAAGAGAUCAUGGGGGCACUUUUAACUGGAUUUGGUUGUGUUGGUGUGUUUUUAUCUCUUUUGACAUCAAUCAUUUUUUUGACUCAUAGAGAGACUCCCAUUGUAAAAGCCAACAACUCUGAGUUGAGCUUCUUGCUGCUAUUCUCAUUAAAACUGUGUUUCCUGUGUUCUUUGACCUUCAUCGGCCGCCCCUCUGAGUGGUCCUGCAUGCUGCGUCACACAGCAUUUGGGAUCACCUUUGUCCUCUGUAUCUCUUGUGUUCUCGGAAAAACUAUAGUGGUUUUAAUGGCCUUCAGAGCCACACUCCCCGGCAGUAAUGUCAUGAAAUGGUUUGGUCCUACUCAGCAGAGGCUCAGUGUUUUGACUUUCACCCUCAUUCAAGUUUUGAUUUGUAUACUUUGGCUGACAAUCAACCCUCCAUUCCCAAAGAUGAACAUGUCAUACUAUAAAGAAAAGAUAAUCUUAGAGUGUGCCCUGGGUUCAGCUAUUGGAUUUUGGGCUGUGUUGAGUUAUAUUGGACUUCUUGCUGUAUUAUGUUUUAUACUCGCUUUUCUUGCUAGGAAGCUGCCAGACAGCUUUAAUGAAGCCAAACUGAUCACGUUCAGCAUGCUGAUAUUCUGUGCAGUCUGGAUCACUUUUAUCCCAGCAUAUGUCAGCUCUCCUGGGAAGUUCACUGUGGCUGUGGAGAUAUUUGCUAUUCUGGCCUCCAGUUUUGGUUUGCUGGUCUGUAUUUUUUUCCCAAAAUGCUAUAUUAUUAUCUUCAGGCCAGAGCAGAACUCAAAAAAACAUUUGAUGGGGAAAAUACCAGUAAGAACUUUGUGAUCUCUAAUUCAGAACUGUCCUCCAAAACAAAUUAAGACCACUCGUUUUGUUUUGUUGUCACAUGUGACAACAAAUAAACCAACUUUAUUGCAAAGUUGCAUUUUUUCCCUGGUAAUAGUUUUUUUUUUUUUUCUUACCCAGAUCAAGUGUCUAAGGACAGAGGGUGUUGAAUGUUGUAUAAAUUGGAAAGCCCCCUGAGGCAAAUUGUGAUUUGGGCUAUAUAAAUAAAACUUGACUUGACACAGUUUGACAGAUAAUGCAGAAACGCUACAGCUGUUGUAACUAAUGACCCUUGAACUUGUUGUGAUUUGUUGAAUAAAUUAUUUCAUUUUAUUUCA
Messenger RNA from Dicentrarchus labrax (European seabass), 3940 nucleotides. Its product is annotated as extracellular calcium-sensing receptor-like. Gene Ontology annotation, biological process: G protein-coupled receptor signaling pathway. The coding region runs from base 1047 to 3602 and encodes 851 amino acids. The transcript is spliced from 6 exons. The record is from RefSeq and is a predicted model, not a curated record. Lineage: Eukaryota; Metazoa; Chordata; Actinopteri; Moronidae. Gene Ontology annotation, cellular component: membrane. Gene Ontology annotation, molecular function: G protein-coupled receptor activity.